CAAAUAUAAUUCACAACAUUAGGAAAAGUUUUGAAUAAAACUCUUUAACCCAUCGAUCGUGGAAUAAUAAUUAGUAGAAACUGAAAAAUUCUUUUUACGGGUAAAGUCUGAUAUAAACAGCAAAAAAUGGCGGAACAAGUAAAUCAAAGGAUUGAGAGUAUGAUAGGCGAGCUAGAGCAAAUGCGCCGAACCAACUUGUAUCAAGAUGAAGAAAUAAAAGAAAUUUCUCGAAAACGUAAGGAGUUUGAGUAUAGAAUUCAAAGAAGAAUGAAAGCGAAGGAUGAUUUUGUUCAGUACAUAGCAUUUGAACUGGCACUACUAGAAGACAUUGUACUCAGGAGGAAACAGCUAAAGAUGACCGAAAAGAAACGCGACAUCGAAUUCGCGAUAGCAGGUCGAGUAAACAAAGUUUUUAAACAAUUUCUGUUCAGAUUCCAAGAUGAUAUUGCCAUUUAUUUUGAAUACCUCAAGUUCUGCAGAAGUGUUGGCUUCGAUUUCGCCGUAUCAUCUAUAAUUGGACAGAUGUUACAGAUUCACGGCGACAAACCUAAAGCGUGGCAGUUGGCAAGCUAUUGGGAAAAGAAAGAAGCUAACAACCUUGAAAAUGCUGCCAGUUUUCUACUGAAAGGCAUCCACAGACACCCAGAAGCUGACUUUCUGUAUUUAGACCUAUUUGAAAUAGAACUUACAAAUGCUUUCAAAGCUGAGAAUGAUGAAGACAAAGAAAAAAGUAUUAAAAAAGCUGAUAUUGUUUGGAGGAACGGCUUAAAAAAUAUUACAGACAUUAGAUUUUUGUUUAAAAUAUGUGAUAUAGCAUUGAAAUAUGCUGUUGAUAACUCAGUAACUGAUGCAAUCAAACGAGAAGUGUGGAGCAAGAGGUCGGAAAAAGAAGUUUGGACAUACAUAGCGGAAAAGGAACUUGAAGGAUACCAUUGGGAAGAAGUUGAGGAAUUUGUAACAGAAGAAUUUCAGUUUCCAGAGCAGAUAAAUUUUUAUAUUGCUGCGUAUGAGGAAGCAUUGAAACAGAUACCAGAUAAGAAGUUAUUGACAAAAUAUAUCCAUGGCUUGUUGGCAGUAAAUAACAGCCUAUGUUCAGAUUUGCAGCAGAUAACUGCUGUAAAACAUGCCUGGUAUUUUGGUCUUGAAAAUGGACUGCUAGACAAUGAUAUGUAUGAAUUUGGUUUCAAUAUGUUGAAGCUGGACGAUUUAUCAAAUGAAGAAUUGUCAAAGAUUCUACAAGAGGGACUGAGAAAUAGUCCACAAUGCAGAUUCUUAUGGGAGGAGAAUUUGUCGCUACAUAAAAAUGACGAAAACAAAAUGUUGAGCAUCAUAGGAGAAGCUGGCAAAAGUUUAAAAUCCGAUGAUUUAAUUUACCUUUGGAAUUAUUUGCUAGACAAUCUGGAAUCUCAAAUUGUGUUCAAAAACUGUUAUAAAAGGUUUCAAAACUGUGAAAGUUCCAUUCUGUUGUCUCUUAAACCAAAGUUCUUGAUGAAAAUCUACGAACAUAAUGGUUUGAAGGCAGCUCGAGAGGUGUAUGAAGAUUUUGUAAGGACACCCCCGACUCAAGUGGAUGUUCAUGAUGUUAUGAUUCAAAUAGAACUCUCUCAAGAAAAGCCAGCAUUGAAAAAUAUCAGAAAAUGUUUUGAGUGUGCUAUCCAACAUCACGGACAAACCAAUAUAAAUGUUUGGAUGGACUACAUUAAAUUCGAAACUCAAAACGGAAACCUCCAAUCCGCCCCUGCCAUACAUAGAAGAGCUAUUGCAGUUCUUAAUAAGGACGUAGUUAGUGACUUCUUAAAAGCACAAGCUUUAGCAAAACUAAAAUGAGCUUCCAAAAUAAAUAAAAUGUUAAAAACAAAA
Molecule: messenger RNA, 1860 nt
Organism: Aricia agestis (brown argus)
Lineage: Eukaryota; Metazoa; Arthropoda; Insecta; Lepidoptera; Lycaenidae
Product: U3 small nucleolar RNA-associated protein 6 homolog
Exons: 8
Coding region: 127-1827 (566 amino acids)
Biological process (GO): maturation of SSU-rRNA from tricistronic rRNA transcript (SSU-rRNA, 5.8S rRNA, LSU-rRNA)
Cellular component (GO): Pwp2p-containing subcomplex of 90S preribosome; small-subunit processome
Molecular function (GO): protein binding; snoRNA binding
Source: RefSeq, a predicted model, not a curated record